This is a messenger RNA of Drosophila montana, 1524 nucleotides long. RefSeq lists its product as uncharacterized. The transcript has 4 exons. Bases 828 to 1502 code for a protein of 224 amino acids. The record is from RefSeq and is a predicted model, not a curated record. NCBI's taxonomy places the organism in Eukaryota, Metazoa, Arthropoda, Insecta, Diptera, Drosophilidae.
AAUAUGAAAACAUGACAAAAAAAACCAAAAAUUAUCUACAGUUAAACUCAGAAAAAUUGUGCAACUUAUUCGAUAUUUGUUCCUUUGGCUCCCAUAUCAGACAGUUCAGUUAUUAUUAUUAUCAUUUCUCUUUCCAAUACUUUGUCUAUUUGUGGGGCUCUACUGGCUUAUCGUACACACCCACACACACACGCACACACACGCACGCAUCCCUACAUAAAUACAUUUUGCGAAAUGACGCGCGGGUUUUUCCAAUGCAGCUCCAUUUAAUUGAAAUAGUCGUUCUCCGCUUCUCUCUAUAUCAUAUGAUCUUAUAGAUAAGGUGCUGCAGCGCGUGGCACAUGUCGUUCCCCAUGUGGCGCUAACAAUUGAUUGAUUGAUUGAAUAAAAGAACCAAUUGCAUUUCUGUUUGGGUAAAACCCGCAAGAUACUAAUGGCAACCUAAAUAUAUAUUAUAAUAGCUUCUCUGGUUUAAGAUUGAGCUUUCAAAACAAGACUCUUAAAUUUACUUUGUGCUUUUCUUCUCGUCUUGGGCAUUAAGAAUUUGCUUAACACUCAGAACAUAAUACUAAGAACUUACUUAAUAGUCACUGUCUUAUCGUUAAAAACAACUUUAUCCCGUAUUCUUAAGUGCACAGUGGAUAAAUAUAUCGUAAGCCAGCUAAUCAGCUUAACUUGUGAACUUAACUCUUACGAGUGAAAGCUCGUGAGCGGAAUGUCAACUGUGAGUUCUUUUUACUCAAUGGCUGUAUGCUUAGCUUUCGCACUGUGCCUAGUCUUAAUCGGGCUGGGUCUUGCAUUUCCAGUUGAAAGUUGGACCGAGUACAAUGGGAAGUAUACAAAAUACCGGAUGGAUUAUUUCGUUCGCAUUCUUCGCAGCUUAUGUGCUGACUAUGACUGAUUGUGGAGUACUUGAGAAUUCCGGUCAACCACAAAUAAUUCAAUUGUCAGUGGGUGAACGGUGUCCGGAAAAGAUUGGACACCCCGCUAGCACUUGCCAAAUAGCCGAAAGCUGUACCACAUUGGUUGCCUACAAACAUCUAGAGUAUUCUGUGACAGUUUGCGGCUUCGUUUCACAUUCUGGCCAGGAGACGGUCUGCUGUCCUGAUCCUGUCGAAACCACCAAGCCCGCGCCACCAUCACCAGCACCAACAACGGAAAUAAUUCCAGUUCAAAUGUCAUCACAUCUGGCGUCGCUCGGUUACUAUUCGGCGAAUACUCAAGACGAAAUUGUGUACCGCUGCACGGCGAUUAUCCUGUCGCCGACCCAAUUGCUGGCGACAACCAAAUGCCUGGGCGCAAAAAUAUAUGAGAAGCCCAACAGAGUCCUAGUGGGUGUUACAGACCCAAGCAUCUCCCUUGGUUCGGAGCUAGAGUUUGAGCUUACGAAAGGGGCUAACAAUGAUACAAGGGUUUCCAUAAAGUAUAAAUAUUCCGGAUGUGCUUCAACAGACGAGUCGAUCGGGUCAUGUCUGUUCCUUUUCAGACAGAAGGAGAGUUAGAAAUGUCGAAUAUAAGUUCUUG